This is a messenger RNA of Argiope bruennichi, 1667 nucleotides long. RefSeq names its product peptidoglycan-recognition protein LF-like. Lineage: Eukaryota; Metazoa; Arthropoda; Arachnida; Araneae; Araneidae. The record is from RefSeq and is a predicted model, not a curated record. Gene Ontology annotation, molecular function: N-acetylmuramoyl-L-alanine amidase activity; zinc ion binding. Gene Ontology annotation, biological process: peptidoglycan catabolic process. The transcript has 10 exons. The coding region runs from base 245 to 1525 and encodes 426 amino acids.
GAGAUAUUGCGAUCAAAGGAUGAUCAAAUUGGCUGCUGUCACUCUGACAAAAGGCUGAAAAACCGGAACAAGGAAAAAAAUGGCGAAAGUAAAUAUUUAUUGCAGAAACGGAAGCAGCUGUUAGUAGCUACAUGAAACUUUUUCGAUAAUUGAUAAGUAUGCAGCUGAAGUUAGACAACGUGCUUUUAAUUGAUUUCUUUUGCAUCUGCUCGGAAAAGAGUUAGGAUCAAAGAGAAAUCCCAAAAUGGCUGCGUCGUUGCCUGCAUUCUUUUUCCUCUUUUUCGGAGGCCUAACAGUUGUGAUUGCUACAGGAUGCGAUGUGGAGAUGGUCCCAAGAGCUCGAUGGGGAGCUCGAGAGCCCAAAGAGAUUAAUUACAUGCAGAUGCCGGUGCCUCACCUCUUUAUCCAUCACACGGCGAUGAGUGAGUGCAAUGACUUUGACUCCUGCAGCAGAAUGAUGAGGGCCAUUCAAAAUUUCCACAUGGACGACAGAGGAUGGGACGACAUUGGAUACAACUAUCUCAUCGGAGGAGACGGUCGCGUAUACGUUGGACGAGGCUGGAACCGAGUUGGAGCUCACACUUAUGGAUUCAACAAAAUCGGAAUCGCAUUUUCUCUGAUGGGUGAUUUCACUAAGAAAGCGCCUUCGGAUCUCAUGCUGAACGUCACGAAACAAAUGAUCAAAUGCGCAGAAGAUGGAAACUACGUAUCUUCUGAUUAUAAGUUACAUGGUCACAGAGAUGCUGGAUGCACUGCAUGUCCUGGCGAUGACUUAUACGCCAUCAUCAAAGAAUGGCCCCGUUUCGAAGGUGGUCCUAUUCCGGGAUACAGCUGUUGGCCAGGAGGAAAAUAUAUCAUAAGACGUUCAAGUUGCUUAAUAAAGAUAUUAUCUUUCUCAGAUACCAUUAUGAUUGAUCAAAUUACUCUCUUCCUUCUCUUGAUUGGAGGUCUUACUGCAGUUAUCGUUACAGGUUGUCCCCCACGGAAAUGUAACGAUGUGGUGAUGGUAUCGAGACAAAGAUGGGGAGCUCGGCCGCCCAAGGAAGUUAACUUUAUGCAAACCCCUGUGCCUCACCUCUUCAUCCACCACACUGCGAUGAGCGAAUGCUCCAACUUCACCUCGUGCAGUCAAAUGAUGAGAACGAUACAGAAUCUACAUAUGGACAACAACGGGUGGGACGACAUCGGUUACAACUUCCUCAUCGGUGGAGAUGGUCGGGUAUACGUGGGGCGAGGCUGGAAUAGGGUGGGAGCUCACACUUACGGAUUCAACCGCAAUGCAGUAGCGUUUUCUCUGAUGGGCGACUUCUCGAACAAAGUUCCAUCGGAUGUGAUGCUGAACACCACAAAGGAAAUGAUUAAAUGUGCUGAAAAUGGGAACUAUGUGAUGUCAGAUUAUAAACUACAUGGCCAUAGAGAUGCAGGAUGUACAGAAUGCCCAGGUAGUGCUUUUUAUGCUCUCAUUAAGACCUGGCCUCAUUUUGAAGGUGGCCCCUUACCAGGAUACACAUGUAGAGGAAGGUGACAUAAAAAAAAGACCUUCAGAAGGCAGUACAAGAUUUAUAGUGCAAAUUCAUAUACAUUGAAUAAAGCAAAAUGUAUAUUUUAAAACAAUUCAAAAUAUACUGUGUACAUAUUUAUAAAAAUAAAAUGGUUUAUGAAACAAA